UGAAAAACAGUCCGGCCCUGAUCUAAAGCAAAGAAGCGGAGCAGCCGAUCCACAGAGACGAAAUUGGACGCAUCAGUGCAUCACGAUUCACGCACUUGUCGCACGCCUUAUCGCACUCGCAGCUCCACGCUCUCCCGCUCCGCCGCUCUCCCGCUCCGCUGCUCUCAUCUCUGGAGGCUGGACACGCACGAACGCACCAUCUGCUGGUCUCCGUCUGCUCCUGCUUGUCUCUAAACUGCUGUCUUCGUCUCUCAAGCCUUGAAGACUCCUGUCUCGACUCUCGACACAGCCAACUUGGUGUGUGCUCGUCUGCUUCUGCUCGUCUGCUAAGCCAAGUCUAUAGUUGGCCACCCCCUCACAUCUGUCCUGGUUACGCCCCUGUUUGAGAUCCGUCCCUGGUUCUGCUUCAGUCUCCCUUACGCGGGCUACGCCUAGGACGUUAUCUGGGCGAAGAGUCAUAGGCGGUAAUUGAUACUGCAACUAUUUCUGUAUAGCUCUGGUUGAAGCGAUCACACAAGAAUUAAAAAUGUCAGGUAGAAAAGAAACGGUUUUAGAUUUGGCUAAGUUUGUUGACAAGGGCGUGCAAGUUAAGCUUACUGGUGGCAGACAAGUCGUUGGAACACUAAAAGGCUAUGACCAAUUGCUGAAUCUUGUCUUGGAUGAAGCCAUCGAGUAUCUUAGAGAUUCUGAUGAUCCUCUCAAGACAACAGAUCUAACACGGCGCCUUGGAUUAAUUGUCUGUAGAGGGACUGCAGUGAUGCUUGUGGCGCCAACAGAUGGAACUGAUGAGAUCGCCAAUCCUUUUCUCCAGCCCGAUGGUUCUUAGAUCCGCCACUCAUCAUCAACGAUCUAUCUAUUAUUUACCUCUUUUUGUGUAAAACAGCUUAUGCUUUGUUUGCUUCCCUGUAUCUAAGGGUUCAAGAUAGGACAGGAGGAUCUGCCAUGGGAGAAGCUUUAUAUAUACAAAGUGUUGUCUUUAGACUGUUUUUAUGUUUAUGAAUGGGUGAAUUUGACUUUUUGCACCCCACUUUUUGCAUCCCACUUUUUGAUUGAUAUUGGAUUUUGCACCACAUCAUCAAAAAACUUUGUUUAUCAAUGGGGAAAUUGUUUUUGUUUCCUGAAA
This is a messenger RNA of Cuscuta europaea, 1123 nucleotides long. The record is from the annotation of a GenBank genome assembly. NCBI's taxonomy places the organism in Eukaryota, Viridiplantae, Streptophyta, Magnoliopsida, Solanales, Convolvulaceae.